This is a messenger RNA of Mustela erminea (ermine), 641 nucleotides long. It is a transcript of the gene CEBPZOS, whose product is annotated as CEBPZ opposite strand. NCBI's taxonomy places the organism in Eukaryota, Metazoa, Chordata, Mammalia, Carnivora, Mustelidae. The record is from RefSeq and is a predicted model, not a curated record. The transcript is spliced from 5 exons. The coding region runs from base 152 to 394 and encodes 80 amino acids.
GAGGGGUGAUGGCUCGAGUUAGGCGUCCUCACUUGGGCUCGACAGAGCACGAAGUGGGGCAGGAGUCUGGGGGCCCUCGCCAAAGUUCUGGGGUCAUACGGAAGAAGGUUGGGUGUCACUAUAUCCAUUCAGCGGGAAGGCGCGGGACAGGAUGGCCCGCACUAUGGAACCAGUGGCAAAGAAGAUCUUUAAAGGAGUUUUAGUAGCUGAACUCUUGGGCGUUUUUGGAGCAUAUUUUUUAUUUAAUAAGAUGAACACAAGCCAAGAUUUCAGGCAAACGAUGAGCAAGAAAUUUCCCUUCAUCUUGGAAGUUUAUUACAAAUCCAUUGAAAAGUCCGGAAUGUAUGGAGUCAGAGAGCAAGAUCAAGAAAAGUGGUUGAAUAGCAAAAAUUAGGACCAGUCAUCGCGUUCAGCCUCCCAUCUAAGCUGUUUGUGACCUUUGUGGGGGAAAAGAAAGAUGAGCACACCACAUUGUGGACUCCUGGCCCCAUAGAGGAAGACAGAAACUUCUGGUCUGCCAUGGCUCACAGUCAUUUCCCAUCUAUUUUGCAAAUCCCUGCGUUUGUUUGUUGCUUUCCUUUGGCAUUUAUUGUUAAAGAUUACUGUUUAACAAAUAAAAGACUAGGAGAAGAAAGGAACAA